Schistosoma rodhaini is the source of this 1953-nucleotide messenger RNA. The record is from the annotation of a GenBank genome assembly. Lineage: Eukaryota; Metazoa; Platyhelminthes; Trematoda; Strigeidida; Schistosomatidae.
CCAUUAACAGGUCCCGGAAGUUACCCAUACUUAUGUCUUCACAAAGAUAUAACAGAAUUGUUCAUUCAUUUCAUUUUUGACCAACAGGUUUUAUUCGAACAAAAAGAAUGAUUUCACCAGAAUGAAUAAAACGCUUUAUAGAGAGAACAAUUGGGCAACACAGAAAUAUGUUGACAUUUUAUUCAAGAUUGUAUCCAUUGUACUCCAUUAACUUUUGACUUUCAUACAUUUCCAUUCUAAGUGUGUAAAAAAAUUAAAAAUAAUACUGAACAAAAUUAAGUCUUGAUGAAGAUUAGAUUGUAUAGGAUACUAUUAGAUAUUCAGUCGGAAUAUUAGUCUUAUUCGAUUGUUGACUACCUCCAAAGAAUUGAGUCAACAACAAUAAAUGUUGAUGACACAUAACAACUUUGAUGCUCUAAUGUAACAAAAGUCUUAUUUAAUUGACGUGUGCAGACCUCACAGUCUGUCACUUGGACUAUGUAAAAUAUUCAUUUAUUUGAAUGAUGUUUAACUCUUUUGUUCAAAACUGCAAUAACUGUGAACAACUCUAAUAAGAGGUGGUACAACGGUCGUUUAAAUUGUAAACGUUUUUUUACUCGUUCUCUGAUUCACUCGUUUCACCCUUGAGCUGUAUUGAGCAAAUAUAUCACAUAAUUCUGAUAACCUUCGUUUUCCAGGUCUUGUUAUUAGUGUUUUGCAAAUUCCCAUAAAAAGUAACGCGACAGAUCUGUAUCAACAUUGUUAGUAGAAAAAGCUGUUAUUUCAUUCCACUCGCAUUACCUUUAUAAAAACGAAUCAGCUUAAAAUUAACAUUCUAUUCAUCAUAUGGUUCGUUUUUAUUAAUGGUCCAAUGGAGUCGAACAGACAAGUGUGUGAUCAACGGACAGACUGGUUGAAUAGCAAUUUACUGGCUUCUGAUUGGUUAGUGUUUGUAGUCCAGAUACGACAUGUCUAUGAUAGCACGAUUAACAUUUUUCACACGGAUAAAUUUAUUUCCAUGCUUGGGUGAUUAGUCUUAUAUCUCGGGAUUUAAUUCGCAUAUAUCUUCAAGUAUUUUAAAUUGAUUGGAGAAUGAAAAGUGGCUGGGAGUAUAUUGUAAUCUUUUUGUACAUUAUGAUGAAUAUUCUGGAUAAACACCAAUGUCAUUCAGUGCGUUGCUACGUCUGUGAUUAUUGUCCGACAGUAACAAGCGUAUCAAUAUCAGAAGAGAACAACUGUACAUCUUGCUUAACUGCUGGUUAUAAUUAUUCGAUUCACAGAAUAUGCGUGUUUGAUAAUAGCAUACCCAUUAACUUCCCAAACGAAAAUCGAACGCAGUGUAACUCUGAUUUGUGUAACGGGUUAACAGUUGAUAACACUGCAGAAAUUCCAUCAGUUCCUAUAGUUAAUUUUACGCAGAUAUACUAUUUAAGAACACUUAAGUUGUAGCGAAAUGAACAUACUGAAAAAUAAAUGAUAAUUUAUAUUUUUGUACAUAUGAUAACUGUAAACCAUCAUGAAUGAACAUCAUUUAUAUCAUCUAACAGGGACAUCAAAAUAUCAAAUCCAUUCCGUUGCUAUACGUGUUUGAAUUGUACAAAAAGUAGCGAAAGGGUUGUUGACGGUUGUGGUGCAUGUGUGGUAAGUUCAAAUAACCAGUGUAAUAUAUUUCAUUGUAUAUAUUUAUAUGGACAAGGAAUAAACAUGAUGAUGUAAUAGAAAAAUUUUAAUGCUACAUUACGUAUUUUAAUUGUAAACAAAAACUAGCUAGUUGAUAACUUGUGUUCACCGUCACUUCCUAUAAAAUCUCCUAGAUUAGAUUUCCGUAAUUACAAAUGAUCAUGAAAUGAUCAUGAGUUAAAUUACGUUAUGCAUCUACAAUGUUUAACAAAUUUAACCAAACCAUAAGUUGGUAAGUCAUAAUAGUAACUGAUGUGUGGGCGAGAAUGACAAUGAUUGGUUGUCUCGAUGAGU